UAUCGUUUAAACCAUUCAUAUCGGUUAAAUAAACAUGGAGCGGCGGCCGUUAAUGUCACCGGUCCUUUUUGUAGCAGUUAUAAUAGGAUUAGGGACACCGAUUACAGCAAACUAUACCACGGAGGAUUAUCCAAGGCAGUUCUCCGCCGGAUAUUCAGAAGUCAGCAUAGAAAACGGGUAUUAUGGGCGUCUGUACGUGAGCCAUUAUGAACAUGGCUACACCAGAUCAGAAGUAUGUUACAAUGAAUUCAACCGAUACGAGGGAGAGACGCUGUGUCAGAAUCACGGAUAUUCAUAUGGUUCAUAUAUUAGCGUAUCUCCAAGAAACAGCCACAACACAGUGAGCACAGAUUGUAGUUCAUACAGAUACGACUUAUAUAGACAUUGUGACAUUCGAAGACUUGGCUACUGUGCACAUGUUGUUUACCUACAAUGCUAUGAGUCAUCUACAGUGCCGUACGGUUGGUGGACACGAGAAACCACAGAAGGAACAACUCAACAACAGUUCACUGUUGGAUAUUCUGAUGUUACCUUAGAGUACGGGACUUACGGGCGUGUUUACAUUCGACAUUAUCAAUAUGGCUACAAUAGAUACGAAGUAUGUUCAGAUGGUUUCUCAAGUACUGAUGGAGAGGCGUUAUGCCGAUCAAAGGGAUUCUCCUAUAGUUCAUUUUCAACAACUUCUCCAAAAAACCAUUACUACACAGUGGCCACAAAUUGCUAUUAUAACAACAUUUACAAUUGUAACAUCCGGACACAAGGCUACUGUUCACGAGCAGUAUACCUCCAUUGCUCUGGUUCAACGACACUUUGGACAACAUGGAAAACAUCACCACCUACAUCAGCAUAUACGAGCCUGUUCACCGUUUCUAGAUACGCUGAUGUGAGCUUGGAGUACGGGACUCACGGGCGUGUUUACAUUCGACAUUAUCAAUACGGAUACAACACAUACGAAGUAUGCUCUAAUGGUUUCUCAAAUACUGACGGAGAGGCGAUUUGUCGAUCAAGGGGAUUGUCAUAUAGUUCAUAUACAACUACUUCACCAAGCAACAAUUUCACCACAGCGGCCACCAAUUGCAAUUCAUACAACAUUUAUUUCUGUAACAUCCGGACUCAAAGCUACUGUUCACGGGCAGUAUACCUUUAUUGUUUUGUUGAAGCAAACACAACAACAACAACACCAACACCAACACCAACAACAACUCAGAGUCGGUUCACCGUUGCAUGGACAACAUCACCUUCUACAUCAGCAUAUACGAGCCUGUUCACCGUUUCUAGAUACGCUGAUGUGAGCUUGGAGUACGGGACUCAUGGGCGUGUUUACAUUCGACAUUAUCAAUACGGAUACAAUACAUACGAAAUAUGCUCUAAUGGUUUCUCAAAUACUGACGGAGAGGCGAUCUGUCGAUCAAGGGGAAUGUCAUAUAGUUCAUAUACAACUACUUCACCAAGCAACAAUUUCACCACAGCGGCCACCAAUUGCAAUUCAUACAACAUUUAUUUCUGUAGCAUCCGGACUCAAAGCUACUGUUCACGGGCAGUAUACAUUUAUUGUUUUGUUGAAGCAAACACAACAACAACAACACCAACAACAACUCAGAGUCGGUUCACCGUUGGAUAUUCUGAUGUAACCAUAGAGUAUGGGACUUACGGGCGUGUUUACAUUGGACAUUAUCAAAAUGGCUACAAAAAUUACGAAGUAUGCUCAAAUGGGUUCUCUAGUACUGACGGAGUGGCAAUUUGUCAAUCAAGGGGAUUGUCAUACAGUUCAUAUUCAAAUCAUUCACCAAUGAACCAUUACACCACAGUGAACACCAAUUGCUAUUCAUACGAUAUUUAUAGUUGUGCUAUCCGGACACAAAGUUACUGUUCUGACGUUGUAUACAUCUAUUGUCAGGGAUCAUCUACAGCCUUGCCGUGGUGGGCUCAAACAGCAACGGCGGAUGCUUAUGAAACAUCAACUUAUAUGACCACAACAACUAAUACUACAAGAGUACGGCUUGUCGGAAGUGAAUAUCCCGAUAGAGGCACUAUCGAAGUUUUACAUAACGGACGAUGGGGAACUAUUUGUGAUGAUGGUUUUGGUAAAGUAGACGCUGACGUUAUUUGUAGGAUGUUGGGAUAUUAUUCGGCAAGGUCAUUUUUCAACAAUGCUCAUUUUGGUCCCGGAAACUGGACGAUAUGGUUGGAUGAUUUGGGUUGCCAAGGUUAUGAAAGUGACAUAUCGCAGUGUGCAUCAGGUGGAUGGGGAAUACACAAUUGUGUUCAUAGUGAAGAUGCGGGAGUACAAUGCAAUUCUAUGUUGAUGAGCACAUCUUCGUAUGGAACUACAGCAGUACGCCUUGUCGGAAGUGAAUACCCAGAUAGAGGCACUAUCGAAGUGUUACACAACGGACGAUGGGGAACUAUUUGUGAUGAUGGUUUUGAUAAAAUAGACGGUGAUGUCAUUUGUAGGAUGCUGGGAUAUAACUCUUCACGGAAUUAUUUUUCGAAUGCACACUUUGGUUCUGGUAUUGGGCCGAUUUGGCUAGGCAAUGUCCAAUGCAGUGGCAGUGAAACUGAUAUAGCACAAUGUGGAUCAAACGGGGGAUGGGGAAUCGGUUACUGUAGUCAUGGAGAGGACGCAGGUGUCCAUUGUGGAUAUACAAACGUGAGAUUAGUUGGAAGUGGAUAUUCCGAUAGAGGCACUGUUGAAGUUUACCUUAAUGGACAAUGGGGAACAAUAUGUGACGAUCGGUUCAAUAAAGCAGACGGUGACGUCAUUUGUAGGAUGCUUGGAUUCAACUCCUCUACUAAUAUUUUUGGGAGUGCCCAUUAUGGAACGGGGAGUGGGCCAAUAUUGUAUCAAGUUAAUUGUAAUGGCUACGAAACUGACAUAGCAGAAUGUGGAUUGAGCGACUGGGGCACUACUGGUUGUGGUCACUACGAGGACGUGGGAGUACAUUGUGGUGAUGGUGAUGAAUACGAAACAACAAGCAUGAGCUAUGGCACCUGUUAUAGUCGCGUUUGUUAUAAUGGCGGUACCUGCAUUGCGUACAAUAAUGGAUAUCCCGGGUACUAUUGUAAUUGUCCGAGCGGAUUUACAGGGAUGCAUUGUCAAGAUUACGCUACAACCUAUGACGCAUGCUAUCCAAAUCCAUGUCAAAACGGUGCAACGUGCUCCAGGGACUAUUAUUACUCGAGAAAUUACUAUUGUUCAUGUCCAAGAGGAUACUCGGGCCAAAACUGCGAAUAUUAUGUUGGUUAUUAUGAAACAACAUCAUAUGAUCCCUGUUAUUCCCACAAUCCCUGUAAUAAUGGCGGUACGUGCUAUCAUAACUAUGGAUACCCAGGAUACUAUUGCACGUGCCCUAGUGGAUAUUCUGGACGUAAUUGCGACAGCUAUAAUGGUUUAUCGAUAGAGAGCGCUAUAACCGUCGGUUGCAACGAAAACAACUGGGAUGUAGCCGUGUAUCUUCCUCCCCUGUACAGCAGAUACUCGGAUUUUAACCCUGGUGACCUUUAUCUGGGUCAAGACAGCUGUACCGGAUACGUGGACGGAAAUUAUCUUCGCUUCCGGUCUGAUUACACUACUUGUAGCACGGAAACUAGAACUUCCAGGGAUAAUAUUGCUCACACCAACGAAAUCAUUUAUGCUGUUCAUGACCCCAGUCAUCACUUCAUCGUUCGUGAAUAUCGGUUUAGAGUGCCAGUUGAUUGUUUUCUACCCCGAAACGAGGAAAGCUCCAACCAUUACAAUCACGGCCAUGUCACUAUUCCUCAAGCACAUCACGUGACCGGCUCAGCACACCACACGGUUUAUCUACGAUUUUACACAGAUUCUGCCUUCCAACAUCCCAAAUCUCUGUAUGGGUCCAAAGUUGGUGAUACUGUGUAUGUUAAAGCGUUUACCGAUGUCAGAGACUACAAUCAGAAAAUGAGGCUGUCAGACUGUUACACCACGCCCACAUCAUCUUCAUACUCCAGUUUAAAAUAUUUCAUUAUACAAAAUGGAUGUGUUAUCGAUCCAAAUGCAGGGAUUUUGUCACAAAAUACGCACGAAACUCGCUUCUUUUUCCAAGAUUUCGAAUACUCAACCAAUCAAAAUUCAUUAUAUCUUCACUGCAAUGCUACCUUUUGUAAAUCAAACGACUACAGCGCCGCUUGUGAGCAAACUUGUCAUCACAAGCGAUUAGGAGGGGGUAACGUCGUAUUCGAUGGCCCAGUGGAGAGCUUUGAUGUCAAUGACGCUGUCAGAUUGACAAGUGCUGACACAGGUAGUAAAGGAAAUAGAAUAUACUCCGGAAAUUCCACAAUAUUCGUUGUUAUCUCCCUUGUCUUUGGAGGCGUAAUUCUUGCAAUGACUAUAACCAUCGUCGUAGGAAAGUUGAAGAAGAGAAUGAGCCAUAAAGGAUCAGAAGUUGUAAAAGAUAUUUAAUUGUUUAGUAACGAUAAAAACAACAUGUAUAUGUCUUCAAUGAAUGUUUUAUAUAAUUCUAUAUAAUUUCAAAAUUUUUCUUUAUACAAAUCAGUUUGAUGUUCAAAAUGACUUGCACACCAUUUCUAUAGUUCAAAUACAUGUAAAUAUUCUAAAAAAAAAUAUGUUAUCAUGUUAAUCGCAGUUUUCAAUUGUUAAUACAUGUAGUUUUGAAUUAUCAUAAUUGAGAGAUCUUAACGAUCUUUUUCUUGUGUUGUCCAAUGUUAACUUGAGUGAAUGGAACGAACAACCUAAAUCUAGACAGAGUUUGUGAAAACUCGUUUCAGUUUUAUGGUGAUUUGUGAAUUUUGUGCAAGCUUUGACCAAGAGUGUUAAUAAAUGUCGAUUCUUUAUCAUAUUAAAUCAUAAAGAUGCU
Messenger RNA from Magallana angulata, 4832 nucleotides. Its product is annotated as deleted in malignant brain tumors 1 protein-like. Gene Ontology annotation, cellular component: membrane. The transcript has 38 exons. Gene Ontology annotation, molecular function: calcium ion binding. The record is from RefSeq and is a predicted model, not a curated record. NCBI's taxonomy places the organism in Eukaryota, Metazoa, Mollusca, Bivalvia, Ostreida, Ostreidae. Bases 35 to 4417 code for a protein of 1460 amino acids.